Molecule: messenger RNA, 405 nt
Organism: Brenthis ino (lesser marbled fritillary)
Lineage: Eukaryota; Metazoa; Arthropoda; Insecta; Lepidoptera; Nymphalidae
Source: the annotation of a GenBank genome assembly
AUGACAUUCAAAAAGAGCUUAGGAAAUUAUAUUGGAACGGUGUUCAUAGUUCACUUGAUAUGCAGAAAUGUUAGUGCAGAAGAGAACUCGGAAGACACAGAAACGUAUAAGAUGAGUGAUCGAGUAUACAUGUGUAGCAAAUGGUUAUCAUCUGUAAUAGAUAAUUUUUGCAAUAAUGUUUAUAAAAUUGUUAAGAGAGACACUUCGCUUAUGUUAGAUAAGCUGGCUCCUAAAGAUUUACUUCAGAACAGAAAUAAGAAGCGUCUGAACACAGAAGUGAACAGGCUGCGUGUGCGCAGACAAGUUGCGAGCGAAUGCUGCGAACGGCCUUGUACUGUUGGAAAUAUUAUAAUGUAUUGUCCCGAAGAUGCAAAACUGUUAAUAGAAAAUCCAAAUAUAUUUGAU